GCUUCUAAAGGGGUUGUAUUUUGCUUUUCACAUGAAAUGCGGGCGGAGUUUCUCCAGUGUGAGAGCUCAGUAGAGCUGCUGCAGGGCCACUGCUGGGACUCCAUUCAUUACUUCACAUUCACUUCUAACCAGCACUGUGUGAGAAGACACGUUUGUGCAAUGCCCAAGAAAAGAUAUUUGAUCGCUUUAAUUCAAGGCCAUUCAGUGGUCGAGAGAGACUGAACAACUGUAUUUUGGGUGGUUUGUGAGAGGAAUGCUUAUGUGUUUAUAUACAGGAACGGAUCUCAAUAAUACGGGUAACAGACGCGAUACAAUGAUCGUUUCAUCAAAUACAUUCUGAAUUGCGUCUAAUCGCUGGUGCUGAGGAUACUGCAUCGGUUUUCCCCCAGCUAGCAAGGAGAAACGGGGUCAAAAUGGGAAACAAUUUCUCCAACAUAUCCUCGUUUCAGUCUCUCCAUAUAGUGAUGCUCGGCUUGGACUCCGCAGGAAAGACCACUGUUCUCUACAGACUGAAAUUUAACGAGUUUGUCAACACCGUGCCCACAAUAGGAUUCAACACGGAAAAGAUCAAGCUGAGUAACGGCACAGCCAAAGGAAUAAGUUGUCAUUUUUGGGACGUUGGUGGUCAGGAGAAACUCCGGCCAUUGUGGAAAUCUUACAGUAGGUGCACGGAUGGUAUUAUUUAUGUCGUGGACUCGGUAGACGUGGAUCGAUUGGAAGAAGCAAAGACAGAGCUGCAUAAAGUUACCAAAUUCGCUGAAAACCAAGGAACGCCACUGUUAGUCAUUGCCAAUAAACAGGACCUGCCCAAAUCUCUGCCUGUGGCGGAUAUAGAGAAGCAACUGGCACUCCAGGAGCUCACGCCUGCCACUACAUACCACAUCCAACCAGCCUGUGCCAUCAUUGGCGAGGGGCUUCAUGAGGGCAUGGACAAACUGUACGAAAUGAUAGUCAAACGACGAAAGACCAUCAAACAAAAAAAGAAGCGAUAACCAAGUACUGGUUGUAAAAGCCUGAACAUGCCUUUUCCAUUGCUGAUGCCCACUAAGUUUGCCAAUGCAAUGAUGCACUGUUGACAUUCAUUUGGAUGGUUAUUUGUUCUCAAGCUGGAUUUAUAUCAGACAUUUCUGAUGAUGUUACGUUUGUGAAAAUUUUGCAUGUGAACUUGAUGGCGUAUGUGAUUUUAACAGCGAACCAAAAUAAUGGAUUUGUUCAAUUAAAGGGCUGGUCCCGGUUAAGAUGCCAUUAAUACGCAUGGCCUGGUCAACAGUUUGAAGGAGCUCUCUUCCUAAGCACUGUGAAAAACCCUGUAACAUUGUGUCAUGGAGUGCUUGAUAUCUUUCAAUGACUUUUAUUGAACAUAGAAUCUUCUGAAGUUCUGAAGAACAUUUUAUGGAGAACUGUAGCUUCAUAAUCCCAGAAUAAAUUUGGGUUUUCAGGAUCUUCAAAACUGUAACUUCACAGGCCUGAGUGAGUAUUGGGCCUCAUGAAGAUGUCUAGACUUACGGAAACUAUGAAGAAGACAAGUGACGGACAUGGCAUCACCUGCAACACGGUCCACCUCAAAGCACUUUUUUUCUUACCAAGAUAUUAGUGUACAACACUGUAGAAGAUAUAUUAGACUGUCAGUGUAUUACAGAGUGAAGAUGAAUCCUGAAGUAUUUUUUAAAAUAAAAAGUGUGGUAAAGGAAUAACAUUGUGUUUUCUCUAUGGUUAUUAUCAGAGUACUCUGAGGUUAAUAUUUAAAAGACCUAAAAAAUAUUUUAUUUGACUUUUUCCAAGCAAACAAAUGGUUCUAUGGAACUGACAUUACUUGUAUCUGCCCAAAUCCGUCACAGCUCAUAUUGGCU
This is a messenger RNA of Xyrauchen texanus (razorback sucker), 1850 nucleotides long. RefSeq names its product ADP-ribosylation factor-like 4Cb (gene arl4cb). Gene Ontology annotation, molecular function: GTP binding; GTPase activity. The record is from RefSeq and is a predicted model, not a curated record. Gene Ontology annotation, cellular component: cytoplasm. The coding region runs from base 414 to 992 and encodes 192 amino acids. The transcript has a single exon. Gene Ontology annotation, biological process: endocytic recycling; intracellular protein transport. Lineage: Eukaryota; Metazoa; Chordata; Actinopteri; Cypriniformes; Catostomidae.